Molecule: messenger RNA, 3992 nt
Organism: Planococcus citri (citrus mealybug)
Lineage: Eukaryota; Metazoa; Arthropoda; Insecta; Hemiptera; Pseudococcidae
Product: tRNA (guanine(37)-N1)-methyltransferase
Exons: 4
Coding region: 2159-3484 (441 amino acids)
Biological process (GO): mitochondrial tRNA methylation; tRNA N1-guanine methylation
Cellular component (GO): cytoplasm; mitochondrial matrix
Molecular function (GO): tRNA (guanine(37)-N1)-methyltransferase activity
Source: RefSeq, a predicted model, not a curated record
GACUAACGUAAUAUCACGUUUGAUAGUUUUGUUUACUUUAAUCAUAAAUACAGGAAAAGUUACGAAUGAAAAGACAAAUGAAACAAAAUGCAGACCCAACUUCCCCUCCUCGUCACUGGCUGUGGUAAACCUCACGGGUAAUUCCCGGUAAUUACGCUCGUUGUGUCUCUCUCCUCGUGUGUACGUGAUGUACGAGUAUUCUUGUUAUGAUAUUCGAAGCGUUAAGAUGUAAUAAUUAUAUUCCUUGUUAUUUUUUUUAUAAUAAACGUUAUUAAUUGUUCGUUAAUUGUUAAUAUGUUUCCUACAUAUUUCAGAAGUGGUCGAAUGUGCGUCAACGAAGUGUUUUGAAUAAUUGAAAGUGUGUUUUUGUGUGUUGUUCGCGAUUUCUGCCGAAAGCAUGGUCAAAACGAAACGAAAUCAAUCGCCACCUUUUUCUCCAUCGAAAGUGGACCUCUCAAUGAAUACCGUUAGCGAAAUCGUCCAAGCAGCUAGCAGCGCAGUGCUACUGCCGGAAAUAUCGAAGUUUACGGGUGAGGUGUCUGCUACUGAAGCAAAAGAAUGGUUGAAAAGCGUCGAAAAUCAAGGCCUGAUCGGUGGUUGGAAUAAACUACAAAAGCUGGAAACUGCGAAGCGAUUACUUACGAAAGCAGCCAAAAGUUGGUAUCUACUCAAUGCGGACGAUAUCAAAUCGUGGUCCGAUUUUCGAAGUUGUUUUUGGGAAACGUUUAUUGGCGAAGAUGAUGGAAACGUGGUUGACAAGUGGGAACGUUUCUCCGCGCGAUGUCAACAAGAUAACGAAUCAUCAAUCGAAUACAUCUUCGAUAAGCUGCGUUUAGCUAAAGAUGUUGGUGCAUCCGUUGCAGAAUCGAAAAAUGCUGUUUGUGCUGGGUUUAAGUCCGAAGAUAUGGCGAAUUAUCUACGUAUUUACGAUUAUUCGAAAGCUGCCGAUUGGAGCAAACGACUUCGUGAAUUUGAAUCUAGUAAAUCGAAACCUGACGUUGCUGAAAGUGAAAACGAAAAACCGGUUGUUCCUGAUCCUGAAACGAAAAAGUCCGAAUCCGUCCUUCUGGUCAAUACAGCGUUAGGUGUUGAUCGUGAAAAAUAUGUGAAAACGGCUGUUAUCAACGGAAAAACGAUUUCGGGAGCGUUGAUCGAUAAUGGUAGUAGCGUAUGUGUGAUGCGAGCGUCAACUGCAGUCACCCUGUGCGAAACUAUUCAACCCCCUUCGAAUACGAGAAUUUUCGGCGUUGGUAAUUUGGAAAACGGAUCGGAAGUACUUGGUAAAAUCGUAGGUACGGUCUCAGUCGAUGGUGUGGCAGUACCCGAAACGGAAAUUCUAAUCCUCCGUGAUAAUGCGUUACCUGUUCCUCUCGUCAUUGGCUGUUCUUGGAUCGAAAACCCGAAUGUUGCGAUGAUCAAGUGGAAAGAUCAAUUUAUCAUCACACAGGCGAAUCGUGUGUCGUUAAACGAAAAUAGUGUCGUGUUUAGUGCCAAAAAAUCGCCGUGUAACAUCGUUGAAACGUCUGUCAACUUCGUUCGAGUCGAAAACGCCGGCAAAAUUGCUGAAAAGAGUGAAAUUCGUGUUCGUAAUCGGAAAAGGAAGCGAAAACCAGUUCGUGAAAAAUCGUUUAUUGUUAGUGAUAAGCGCGAUAAUUGUCGUUUUUGUUUUUCGGAGGAAAAUUGUACCAUUUCCCCGGAGUUGCGUUCGCCGAAAUUUCGUAAAAAGUGCGUGAAUCGGUGUGUUGAGGACAACACACACUGCAGAAUGGCCGAGUGUGGUAAACCUCACGGGUAAUUCCCGGUAAUUACGCUCGUUGUGUCUCUCUCCUCGUGUGUACGUGAUGUACGAGUAUUCUUGUUAUGAUAUUCGAAGCGUUAAGAUGUAAUAAUUAUAUUCCUUGUUAUUUUUUUUAUAAUAAACGUUAUUAAUUGUUCGUUAAUUGUUAAUAUGUUUCCUACACUGGCCUCCCACCAUUUUCGUUCAGCACCACGUGGAGCGUCUGAUGACACUGAUAACAGAACAAAUUUUGCUUUGCUUUCUUCAUUCUUCGAGUAUGAAUUUUAUUAUUCUCGUUUAAACAAAUUUUCGCAAUAGUAAUCUUGUAUAACGUAAAAUUAUGCAAAUAUAAUUCUCAUCCAGCUACAAUACGUCAAAAAAAUGGAGAAAAUAACAUCACCUCCAGCAUGUAUUCGGGGCAUGAAAGAACUCGAUAAAGACAAAUUUUUGAAAAAAAUCCAAGUACCACUUCUCAGCAUAGAUGUUAAUUUGGUUCAUUCAGUUAUCAACACCGUAAAGCGUUAUCUUCUAAAAAUGGACAAAAUCAAGCAAGUUUACGACGAUCCAGAUUCGGGAAGGAAGUUGAUUUACUUGGAUCCUAAUCUCGUAAAGGAUUUCGAGUCCUUCGAUGACAAGCAUCGGGAAUUACUACGUAAUUAUGGUCUAACACCCGAUAAUCUUGUUUAUCGAGAGAUCACCAUAGGUUACGAUAACUGGAGCACGCACGAAGUCAUAAAUUGCAUCAUUCCUGAGAAUACGGCGUUUUCCGGAUUCACUCAAACUGGUAAAAUCAUUCACGUGAAUUUGAAACCCGAGCUUCUACCGUAUAAACACGUCAUAGGCAAAGUGUUACUAGAAAAGGUGAAGAAUUGCGAAAGCGUUGUGAAUAAAAUCCAAAGCAUCGAUAACGUUUACCGAACGUUCAACUUGGAAGUUUUAGCUGGUAGCGACGAUUUGUGUACAGUUGUUAAUGAAAACGGAUGUAAAUUCGAAUUGGAUUUCAAAACCGUGUAUUGGAAUUCUCGAUUACACGAAGAACAUCAUGAAAUUGUUAGUAAACUAAACAAAGGAGAUGUACUUUACGAUGUAUUCUGUGGAAUUGGACCUUUCGCGAUUCCUGCUGCAAAAAAAGGCUGCAUCGUAUUAGCCAACGAUGCGAAUCCCGAAUCGUGUAAAUAUUUACAACGUAACAAAUAUAUCAAUAAAGUGAAACUAGGAUUGGAAAUUUUCAAUAAAGACGGAGCGGAUUUUAUCAAACAACAUGUGAAACAAGAUAUGCUGCGACGUUCUCAGAAUUUCAAUCCUGCCAAACCGUAUUCCAUUCACAUCACUAUGAAUCUUCCUGCUAUCGCGUAUACGUUUUUGACUAAUUUUAUCGGAUUAUUUACUAGAAAUGAACUGUCUUCCUAUCCCGAUCAAUUAUUACCCGUUGUACAUUUAUAUUGCUUCGUACCGAAAAACGCGGAUGCCAAAGAUGCUGCUAAAUCGUUGGUCGAAGCAACGCUGAAAUAUCGUAUUGAAAAUGAAAAUGUGUUUCCGGUGAGAAAUGUUUCUCCUAAAAAAGAAAUGAUGCGGAUUUCAUUUGUCUUGACUAAAGAAAUAUUAUCCAGUGAUAAACGUGCAAGCAUCGGCUCAGAUGAUCAAAUCUCUGAGAAAAAAUUACGUCUAGAUAACGAAUUGUCUUCUGAAAUGGACGUUCAUUAUUAACGUGUUACUUUGUGUUAGCGAUAUCAUUAGAUUACAUUUAGUAAUAAAUUAUUAAUACGUACUACAAUGUCUUGUUCGACUACCUAUUUGGAUAACCUAAUGUACAUAUUUUAGCAGCUGACAAAUGGGUAAAUCAAAGAAUCAGAAAUCUAAAAACGUAUUCAAAGUUUCCGAUAGUCGUAGCGCCAAAGCGAAACAUAAAUUCAAAUCCUUGGACGCGGCACGUUUGAAAAAUAUAUCGGUACAAAAUAAACAAAAAAUCGAAUCCAUUGAUCAACAAUUAUUCGCUUUGAGUAACGAAAUCCGACGAACACCUCAACCAAAAACUGAAACCGUGAAAAUAGCUCAAGUUACCGCUCCUUCAAAAGCUGAGCAAAUAGAAAAGUUCAAAGAAAUGGAAAAAAAUUGCGAGCAAGCGUUAGAAGUACUAAAUUCUUUCAAAAUGUGAUUUCCCAUUAUCAUGUAAUUAUUAUAAGGUUUUUUAAAUAAAAGUUAAUGCACUUUGUUA